AUGACAUCAACAAAUGCCGAGGACGCAUUUCCAAGUCAGCUUUUGAGUUGGCUUAGCACAUUUGCAAUCGGAACUGCGUCUCAAGGGACAACAAAUGGUAUCAGUUCGGCCCCAUUUCAUACAGGUUUUCUUUCUGGACAGCUGUGGUUACAAUAUGGUCUCCUAAGGCAUGACAAGGCUGUAAUAUGUGUCAAUUCGGUGGCUGCAUUGCUGUAUUCAUUAUAUAUUUUUUAUUAUUUCAUUAUGGCACCGUAUGUUACAAAGAGCCGCUGCAUCAGAUUAAUUUUUAUGGAAAUGAUAUUUCUCAUGAGUGCAUAUUAUUAUAUCCAUUACUAUGGCUUACCAGUGGAAGUGAUCCAUUCACGUUUGGGAAUGUGUUGUGUGAUAUUCAAUGUACUUACCGCUGCCGCUCCUUUGGAAGCUUUGCGUGAAGUUCUUCGUACGCGUUGUACAGAAACAAUGCCGUUGCCCCUUUGUUGUCUGACACUUCUUGUGACAGCGGAAUGGUUGCUGUAUGGAAUUCUUAUUGAUGAUAUCUACAUAAAGGUGCCAAACGCUAUUGCAUCAGCGAUUGCGGUUGUCCAAUUACUACCGUUUCUUUACUUUCCCAGGAAUAAGAAAAUAACUGCAAUCAUUAUUCCGUGA
Molecule: messenger RNA, 645 nt
Organism: Loa loa (African eye worm)
Lineage: Eukaryota; Metazoa; Nematoda; Chromadorea; Rhabditida; Onchocercidae
Product: MtN3/saliva family protein
Exons: 6
Coding region: 1-645 (214 amino acids)
Biological process (GO): carbohydrate transport
Cellular component (GO): membrane
Molecular function (GO): sugar transmembrane transporter activity
Source: RefSeq, a predicted model, not a curated record